Molecule: messenger RNA, 1094 nt
Organism: Acyrthosiphon pisum (pea aphid)
Lineage: Eukaryota; Metazoa; Arthropoda; Insecta; Hemiptera; Aphididae
Product: KRAB-A domain-containing protein 2-like
Exons: 4
Coding region: 33-968 (311 amino acids)
Biological process (GO): DNA integration
Molecular function (GO): nucleic acid binding
Source: RefSeq, a predicted model, not a curated record
AGUUAUUGAAAAUAUAUGAUGUCGUUAAAAUAAUGUCUCUCAACCAACUUUUUGUUCCAUUGAAACCUGGUGAAACAAAAAUAAUUUACUUCGUGAAAAAUGAAGAUUUAUUCGAUAUUAUCCAUGAUGCCCAUAUCAAAACAGGCCACGGAGGACGAACCCGUGUAAUUAGUGAAUUACAAACAAAAUAUAAAAAUAUAACAUAUAAAUCAGUUACAUUAUUUUUGAGCUUGUGUGUUCAAUGUCAAAGGAAACAAAAAGUCCCGAGAAAAGGGAUCGUCGUAAAGCCCAUUAUAAGUCGUGAACUCAACUCUCGAUGCCAAGUUGAUUUAGUCGAUAUGCAAACGUGUAAAGAUGGUGAGUACAAAUUUAUUCUCAAUUAUCAUUACCAUCUCACUAAAUUUAUACAGCUUAGACCAUUGAAGAGCAAGACAGCAGAGGAAGUAGCCCUCAUGUUGCUGCCAAUUUUCCUCACUUUUGGUGCACCAAAUAUUCUGCAUUCAGAUAAUGGGAGAGAGUUUUCCAACAAAAUUAUUAUGGAUUUGUGCUCAAGAUGGGAGGGUGUAAAAAUUGUUCACGGUAAACCCCGUCAUAGUCAAUGUCAAGGUUCUAUCGAAAGAGCCAAUCAGGAUUUUCAAAAUAUACUCAGGGCCAUGAUGCAUGAUAAGAAUACAACAAAAUGGUCAGAGGCUUUGCCAUUUGUUCAAUUCGCAAAAAACACUGCAUAUCAUCAAGGAAUAAAACAGACACCGUAUGAGGCAAUGUUUGGUAACGUUGCUAAAAGGGGUCUGGCAACAAGUUCGUUGCCACGAGAGCAGAUAAAAGACAUUGAGACCGAAGAGCAGCUUGAACAAAUUAUACAGUCAAUUGAUGAUGAUAACACUGAGCAAGUGGAACAACAUGACAAUCAUAUACAACAGCUUGAACAAAUUUUACAGUCAUUGAUGAUGAUAACACUGAGCAAGUAGGACAACAUGACAAUGAUAUACAACCAGAAAGUGUAUUAGCUAAUGACAUCCAAUAUAAUAACACUGAGCAGGUGGAACAUAAUUUUGUGCAAAGUGAAGUAGAUAAUGAAUUAAAAAAAAAAAAAA